This is a messenger RNA of Prosopis cineraria, 2560 nucleotides long. RefSeq names its product protein CHUP1, chloroplastic. The transcript has 8 exons. Gene Ontology annotation, biological process: chloroplast organization. The record is from RefSeq and is a predicted model, not a curated record. Lineage: Eukaryota; Viridiplantae; Streptophyta; Magnoliopsida; Fabales; Fabaceae. Gene Ontology annotation, cellular component: chloroplast outer membrane. The coding region runs from base 294 to 2060 and encodes 588 amino acids.
AUCGGAAUUUUCUCACCACUUUUUUCCUUCCACUUUCUCUAGCAUCUAAUUCACACCCUGGACCUAGGUUGGGAGUCAUGUCCCUAGCUCUUCAACUUGGGUUCACUUACUUGGUCGUAAGGUGGCCAAAACAAGGCAAGCGUAUGACCCUCAUAGGUCGAAGGAUUGAUUUUCGAGGGUUGUAAUUGAACUGGGAAGAGCAGAAGAAGAAGAAGAAGAAGAAUCAAAGCUAAUUAUUGUGCGAGUGCUUGUGGGUCAUUAAGGUUCAAGGCCCCAUUUUGACAAUAAGAGUUAUGAAGAAAGUGACGCCGCCGCCCGCACCACCUCAGCCACCUCCGGCGACAACAGUAACGGCAAGAAGUGUAUGUAAGGCUAGUGACACGUCCCAGCAAAGCCUAACGCCUUCUCGUUUCAGAGCAUCUUCUAAGGUCAAAGAUUCUCCAAAAUCACCAGAGACUGUCAAUGGAUCAUCAUCUUUGCCCUCAUCAACAUCAUCAUCGCCAUCAUCAUCAAGAGCGAAGUCAGUACCUCCAGACAUGAAGAACAAUUCGAAGGCUAAAAGGGCUCUUUUGCUCAACAAGCCAAAAUCUGGUGAGGUGGUUGAGGGAUCUCAAAAGGCCAGGGAAACCGAAGAGGCCAAAGUUGUGAUGGGUCGUUUUGUGAACCGUCCUGCAGUGGAGCAAUUUGCUCGACCAAGACGGCGGUCUGGCGAUUUUAGUUUGAGGAAGAAUGAAGAUGACCCGAGUGCGAAGAAGGAAAUGCAGGAGAAACUUGAUUUGAGCGAAAAUUUGAUCAGGAAUUUGGAGUCUGAAGUGGUGGCCUUGAAGGCUGAGUUGGGUAGAGUUAAGAGCUUGAAUGUUGAAUUGGAGUCUCAGAACAGGCAGCUAACGGAAAAUCUUGCUGCUGCUGAAGCAAAGCUAGUUGCAGUUAGUACCCGCGAAAAGAAGGAGAUAAGUGGAGAGCACCAGAAUACCAAAUUUAAAGACAUACAAAGACUCAUCGCUAACAAGUUGGAGCGGUCGAAGGUCAAAAAGGUUGAUAUUAUUGAAUCAGUUUUUGUUAAAGCUCCAGCACCAGCAUCAGGACGUGUCAUUCCUGAAGUUGCAACUAUUGGAAGAAAACCUCCACCAAGCCCAUGUCUUGCACCACCCCCACCACCACCGCUUCCACCUCCAAUCCCAUCUAGGCGUCCAGCAAAAGCAUCAAUCACCCAGAAGGCCCCCGUCAUUGUUGAUUUGUAUCAUGCUUUAAAGAAGCAAGAAGAGAAGAGAAAUCCAAGAGGAUCAGGGAACUACCAUAAACCAGUGGCCAUGCCUAUAAGUGCACACAGCAGCAUUGUUGGAGAAAUUCAAAACCGUUCAGCUCAUCUUUUAGCAAUAAGGACAGACAUUGAAACGAAAGGAGAGUUAAUUAAUGACCUUAUAAAGAAGGUGGUAGAUGCAGCAUACUCAGAUAUAGAAGAAGUGCUGAAGUUUGUAGAUUGGCUUGAUGAUCAACUCUCGUCAUUGGCUGAUGAGCAAGCGGUCUUGAAGCAUUUUAACUGGCCUGAGAGGAAAGCUGAUGCCUUGCGAGAAGCUGCAGUCGAAUAUCGCGAACUUAAGUUGUUAGAACGGGAGAUUUCCUCAUUCAAGGAUGAUCCUGACAUUCCUUGUGGAGCUGCCUUGAAAAAGAUGGCCAGCUUAUUGGACAAGUCUGAGCGAAGCAUGCAGAAGCUAAUGAAGCUGCGAAAUACUGUCAUGCGAUCAUAUCAGGACUUGAAAAUUCCGACAGCUUGGAUGCUUGAUUCGGGAAUUAUGUCCAAGAUAAAGAAGCAUUCCAUGACUCUGGUAAAGAUGUACAUGAAAAGAGUGACAAUGGAGCUUGAAUCCAUUCGGAACUCAGACAGAGAAUCUAGUCAAGAAUCUCUUCUGCUUCAGGGUGUGCAUUUUGCAUAUAGGGCACAUCAGUUUGCCGGAGGUUUGGACUCAGAAACAUUGUGCGCGUUCGAAGAGAUAAGGCAACGUGUCCCAGGGCAUCUAGCGGGAUCCCGAGAACUUUUAGCUGGCAUACCAUCAUCCUGAGAAGCCACUGAUUUUGGGUGCUAGGCCUAAUGAUUAAUUAGCAAUUAAUCAUUCGUUAUUCUUUUCCUGAUGAUUUCCAGGGUCAAUGGCUGCAAGAUCAAUAUCAAGUAUCAACCUUUCAGAAGAAAUAAGGAGCAAUAUCAAGAUGUUUUGAAGAGAGAACGUUCCGUAAUAGAGUAGUUGAGUAAGUGAAAUGGCUAAUCUCCUGUCAAAAAGUAUCAAUGGCGUAGUCAUGUAGUUCAUUUCUGUUUCUGUAAAGAAAUGCUUUGCUAUGUUCAGGUACUUCCCUUAAUGUUUACUGAGCUCUCUACUAUAAUAACCGACAUGCAUCAUGUUUAAUGCAUCGUCAUAUUUUGUGCUUAUUUGAUGUUAUAGAUGGUAAUUAAAUAUUUUUAUUUUUAGAUUUUGUCUCUGAAAACUGAUAGUCAGAUUCAAGUUCAUUGUAUUUGGUGUUUACUGAUUAAUCAUAUUAAAAAAUAGAAAGCACCAUUCAAAAGUAA